AUGGCCGUUCUGUCUGUGUUUUCUUCACAGCUGGCCAGUUUUACAGCCGUUGCUGUGGCCCUGUCACUCACUGUUGUGCUUUAUUUGUCCCUACGUGGCGCCUACUAUGCAUUCUUCCACCCCCUUGCAAAGGUCCCAGGCCCAAAACUCUACGCUGCUUCUUCGUUACCAUACUAUCUCCAUCUACUCCGUGGCGACUGGCAUCAGAGUCUGAAAGAGAUGCAUGACCGCUAUGGGCCUGUCGUUAGAUUUGCCCCUGCAGACAUCUCCUUCAUCACCGCCACCGCCCUGAAGCAAAUUUACGGACACAAGUCUAGCUUGGACGCGACCUUUGUCAAGGACCCCCCUUUCUAUCACAGAGGCAUGAAAGAUCCCACCAUCAUAAACGCCAAUCAUGAGGACCACAAGCGUUUCCGACGACUCUUAUCACAUGCCUUUUCAGAAAAGGCACUUCGCAGUCAGGAAGACAUUCUGAAGCUAUACAUUGACAAAUUCAUCAACCGGCUCGCGCAGAAAGCACACGAUGGAGUGGCUGUCGACCUUGUUUCCUGGUAUAAUUUUGCGACCUUUGAUCUGAUUGGGGAUCUCUCCUUUGGUGAACCCUUUGGUUGUCUUGAUAGUGGUGGCUAUCACCCUUGGGUCCGUCUCGUCUUCCAACACGUCAAAGCGAUUCCCUACAGACAAAUUGCCCAAUAUCUCAAUAUGGGCUUCCUCGUCCCUUACCUUACGCCAAAACGCCUAGUCAAGGCCUCUAAGCAGCACCUUCAACUGAGCCGUGAAACAGCCAUGAAAAGGGUCGCAACCACCACCGACAGAGCAGACUUUAUUUCCUACAUCCUCCGCCACAAUGACGAAAAGGGAAUCGAAACAACUGCUACUCUGCUCAGUGGUGUUACAUUCCAGCUUCUCAAGAACAAGGCGAAACUUGACAAACUGAUCUCCGAGAUCCGGUCCAGUUUUGAUGCUGAAGAUGAAAUUACGCUGGAGCGUGUUAAUCAACUGAGUUACCUUCUGGCUGUCCUCAACGAAGGACUUCGCAUCUAUCCCCCCGUGCCAACCGGUCUACCAAGGCUUGUUCCUUCAGGAGGUGAGAUUAUGGAGCGGUUUUGGAUACCCGAAAAGGCAAGUCCCUGCAAACGAUAUCGCCAUACAUUUUCCAACUUUCGUGAUGCUGACAACUUUGUUCCGGAGCGCUGGCUUGGUGACAUUUCCUACACCAAUGACUCCAAAGACGUGCUUCAGCCGUUUUCUACAGGCCCCAGGAACUGUAUUGGAAAGAACCUGGCUUACGCUGAAAUGCGCCUUAUUCUUGCUCGACUGCUUUGGAAGUUUGAUCUCGAGAUACUUGAAGAUAGCAAGGAUUGGGAUAGCCAGAAAUCCUUCUUGCUCUGGGAGAAGGGUGCUCUGCUUGUUCGAUUGACCGAGGUCAUCCGCGAUUGA
Molecule: messenger RNA, 1440 nt
Organism: Fusarium vanettenii 77-13-4
Lineage: Eukaryota; Fungi; Ascomycota; Sordariomycetes; Hypocreales; Nectriaceae
Exons: 6
Coding region: 1-1440 (479 amino acids)
Molecular function (GO): iron ion binding; oxidoreductase activity, acting on paired donors, with incorporation or reduction of molecular oxygen; heme binding
Source: RefSeq, a predicted model, not a curated record